Molecule: messenger RNA, 4322 nt
Organism: Vitis riparia (riverbank grape)
Lineage: Eukaryota; Viridiplantae; Streptophyta; Magnoliopsida; Vitales; Vitaceae
Product: myosin-11-like
Exons: 27
Coding region: 309-3761 (1150 amino acids)
Biological process (GO): vesicle transport along actin filament; actin filament organization
Cellular component (GO): vesicle; cytoplasm; actin cytoskeleton
Molecular function (GO): actin filament binding; ATP binding; microfilament motor activity
Source: RefSeq, a predicted model, not a curated record
GAGAGAGAGAGCGAGAAACCAGAGAAAGUAGAGAGAGAACCACACAAAUUCCCUGAGAAAAUGGCGAAUUUGAAGGGUUUUCGAACAAUGUCACGUCCACAGACCAAAUCAACCACAACUACAACCAUCUUCAUCUUCGAUCAGUUCUUCACAAAAUUCUUCUACCGCGAUCAGCUUAUCAAAACCAUCGCAUUAAUAACUUGUUCCGGAAUUUCAUUUUCGGGGUUCGAUUCCGAGUUACUGAUUCUUCCAAAAGAUGGGAGUUUCGCACCGGUUUGGACCAACUGCUGGAAUUGUUCGAGUUGGUGAUGGAAGAAGAAAAAUUCAAUGUAGCGGGCUUUCCGUUGAAAAUUGAAAUGGGCACUUCAGUGAAGAUCACUGUUGGUUCUCAUGUUUGGGUUGAAGACUCGGCAUUGGUUUGGAUUGAUGGACAAGUAUCAAAGAUUACUGGACAGGAUGCUGAGAUACAAACUAGUAAUGAAAAGACGGUGGUUGCAAAUUUAUCAAAAUUAUAUCCAAAAGAGAUGGAGUUUCCUGCCCAUGGAGUUGCUGACAUGACUAAGCUUUCAUAUUUGCAUGAGCCUGGAGUUCUGCAGAAUUUGGCAAUUAGAUAUGAACUCAGUCAAAUCUAUACUUACACUGGAAAUAUUCUUAUUGCCAUCAAUCCAUUCCAAGGUCUUCCUCAUUUAUAUGAUACACACGCUAUGGAAAAAUACAAGGGAGCACCAUUUGGAGAAUUGAGCCCUCAUGUUUUUGCCAUUGCUGAUGUUGCUUAUAGGGAUAUGGCCAAUGAGGGGAAAGGCAACUCCAUUCUGGUCAGUGGUGAAAGUGGGGCUGGUAAGACAGAAACCACUAAAAUGCUUAUGCGCUACCUUGCUUAUUUGGGUGGCAAUACUGUUACAGAAGGACGGUCUGUUGAACAAAAAGUUCUGGAAUCAAAUCCGGUUCUUGAAGCAUUUGGCAAUGCAAAAACUGUCAGAAAUAACAAUUCAAGCCGUUUUGGUAAAUUUGUUGUGAUUCAAUUUGAUAAGCAUGGGCGAAUAUCAGGGGCAGCCAUUAGAACUUAUCUUCUUGAGAGAUCUCGUGUUUGCCAAAUUUCAGAUCCUGAACGCAACUAUCAUUGUUUUUACCAUCUUUGUGCAGCACCACCAGAGGAAAUCGAGAGAUAUAAGUUGGGAAAUCCUAAAUCAUUUCACUACCUUAAUCAAUCAAAUUGCCAUGAACUUCUGGAUGUAAAUGAUGCCCAGUAUUAUCUUGCUACUAGAAGAGCUAUGGAUAUUGUUGGAAUAAGUGAAAAGGAACAGGAGGCUAUUUUCAGAGUUGUGGCUGCAAUUCUUCAUCUUGGUAAUAUUGAUUUUGCUAAGGGGGAAGAAGUUGAUUCAUCAGUUUUGAAAGAUGACAAAGCUAAAUUCCAUCUUCAAAUGACUUCAGAACUUCUCAUGUGUGAUCCUCAUGCAUUGGAAGAUGCACUAUGUAAGCGAGUAAUGGUCACCCCUGAAGAAGUUAUCAAGAGAAGUCUUGAUCCUCUUGGUGCUGCAGUUAGCAGGGAUGGCUUAGCGAAGACAAUAUAUUCUCGCUUGUUUGACUGGUUGGUGAAUAAGAUUAAUUUCUCAAUUGGGCAAGAUCCUAAUUCAAAAUCUACGAUUGGGGUCCUUGACAUCUAUGGUUUUGAAAGCUUCAAAACUAAUAGUUUUGAACAGUUCUGUAUUAAUUUCACAAAUGAGAAGCUGCAACAACAUUUUAACCAGCAUGUAUUUAAGAUGGAGCAAGAGGAGUACUCAAAAGAGGGAAUUGACUGGAGCUACAUAGAAUUUAUUGAUAAUCAAGAUGUCUUGGAUCUUAUUGAAAAGAAACCUGGAGGAAUCAUUGCCCUGCUUGAUGAAGCUUGUAUGUUUCCAAAGUCAACCCAUGAGACAUUUUCGAAUAAGCUUUAUCAGACAUUCAAAGUUCACAAACGCUUUAUCAAGCCAAAGUUGGCUCGCACAGAUUUCACCAUCGCUCAUUAUGCAGGAGAAGUUCAAUACCAGUCUGAUCAAUUUCUAGACAAAAACAAAGACUAUGUUGUUCCUGAGCAUCAGGACUUGUUAAGUGCCUCCAAAUGUGGUUUUGUUGCAGGCCUUUUCCCUCUACUUUCUGAGGAGACAAUGAAAUCUUCGAAGUUUUCCUCUAUUGGUUCUCAUUUUAAGCUACAACUACAACAUUUAAUGGACACACUUAAUUCCACACAACCUCAUUACAUUAGAUGUGUGAAGCCCAACACUCUUUUAAAGCCUGCCAUAUUUGAGAAUGCCAAUGUCAUGCAACAACUACGUUCUGGUGGCGUUCUAGAGGCAAUUAGAAUCAGUUGUGCUGGAUAUCCUACUCACAGGACAUUUUCUGAAUUUGUAAAUCGGUUUCGUAUUCUUUCUCCAGAGGUUUUGACAGAGAAUCAUGAAGAGAAGUUUGUAUGUCAAAAGAUUCUGGAAAAGUUGGGGUUUACCGGGUUUCAGAUUGGAAAUACAAAAGUUUUCCUGAGAGCUGGUCAGAUGGCUGAGUUAGAUGCACGAAGAGCAGAAGUACAGGGAAAUGCAAUUAAGAUUAUUCAAAGGCGGACUAGAACUCAUAUUGCUCGUAAACAGUAUGUUGCUUUGCGGGUGGCGACUAUUCAUGCACAAUCUCUAUGGAGAGAAAAAGUUGCUUGCAAGUUAUAUGCACACAUGAGGCAGGAGGGGGCUGCAAUUAAAAUUCAGAAGAAUCUUCGUAGACACCUGGCCAGAAAGGUCUACACCAAACUCAUGUCUUGUGCACUUGUCUUGCAGACAGGUUUACGAGCAAUGGCUGCUCAUGAUGAAUUCAGAUAUAGAAAGGAAACCAAGGCAGCAAUUAUCAUUCAGGCCCGUUGGUGCUGUCAUAGAGAUUUUUCAUACUAUAAGAAACUCAAAAGAGCAUCAAUCAUAUCACAAUGUGGAUGGAGGGGGAGAAUUGCCAGGAAAGAGCUGAGGCAACUAAGCAUUGCUGCUAAAGAAACAGGUGCACUCCAGGAAGCCAAAGCUAAGCUUGAAAAACAAGUGGAGGAGCUCACAAGAAGUUUGCAGUUGGAAAGACGUUUGAGGGCUGAACUGGAAGAAGCAAAUGAACAGGAAAUAACAAAGUUGCAACAAUCCUUACGAGCUAUGCGGAAUGAAGUUGAUCUAACAAAUGCAUUGCUUGUCAAGGAAUGUGAGGCUGCUGAGAGGUCAUUUGAAGAAGCACCUCCUAUUAUCAAAGAAACCCUCUCUCUUGUUGAAGAUACUGACAAGAUUAAUAAUCUAUCUGCAGAGGUGGAAAAAUUGAAGGCUUUGCUGCAAUCAGAAAAACAAAGAGCUGAUGACUUUGAAAGGAAAUUGGAAGAAGCCGAGGAAUCCAGUGAAGCAAGACGCAAGAGGUUAGAAGAAACUGAGAGAAGAGUUCAGCAACUCCAGGAAUCUUUGAACAGGAUGAUAUACAGCAUGUCAGAACAGGUCUCAGCGCUGAAAAUGAUCUUGCAUACGUCGUCAAACUCGAGUUCAACAUCAGGGUCUAUUGCUAGAUAUGACCGGGGUGAUGUUGUUUCUUCUACCUCUGAUGCUACAUCCACUGCCUCUGAUUUUACUUUUCCAACCCCUGUUCCAAGUUCAGUGACUUACUCUUCUUUCCAUCCGGAUGCUCUCCAGAUGAUUGUUCAGGAUCUUUCAGUAACUGAAAUUUCAGGAUCUGAACACUGGGAAAGCGAUCGGGAGGGGGCAUUCGAUGACUUUUUUUGAUCUUUCUGUUUCUUAUGGUAAAUCGUCACAUUACCACUAGCCAAGGUAGUCUAAUAAAUCAUGGACCUUCUGGCAUUGGGCACCCCAAAGUAUAAUGGAUUAGAUACAUGCUGUGUACCAGAUGGUCAAUGGACAAGAACAGCAACAAAUAUCAAUGGGUUCCAGAACUGAAAUGAGAGGUAAGGAAAUUGCAGGGGGUGGUGGCAGUCGGGUGUAAAGAUACCGGAUGAAUUGAGAUUGUAGGGCUCCCAUUCAAGCUCUGGUCGUCACCUUCCUCAACUACAAUCUCCUUCAUCAUCCCUGUCCCGCUUCUGCAAUUAUCUCUGCAUCCUUCUCAAUUCAAACUCAUCGAAACAAUGAAGUGAUGACCCUUGGUGUUGGGGAGGCCAUAGCUCAGUUUUGUUGGACAAUCUAAACCCCAUAACCGUAAUGUGAAAAAUGUAGGUACUAGUUUCAAAACUUAAGCAUAGAAAUCACGGACUAGGCACUGGAUGUGGCAGAUUUUUUGUGUACUUUGAUUAAUAAUCUUAUAUAUCUUAUAUAAUGUGAAAGUUUUUGGCA